AUGUCGUGCCGUCCUAUUGCUAGUGUUGACAUGCCUGAUCCAUGGGUCUUCCCAUGGAACGGCGUCUAUUAUUUGAUGUUCACCCUUGGCGACCGCCUUGAGAUUUGGGCAUCCAAUAACAUGGAAGAUUUCGAUAACGCCAAGAAGAGUCUCAUCUGGCGUCCUGAGGGUUCCGGCUGGGCGCCUGGUAUCUGGGCCCCCGAGCUGCACAACAUCAACGGUGUGUGGUAUGUAUACUUCAGUGGUGAGAAGCCAGGCGAAGGUCCGGCUUCGCACCGCACCUUGAUUCUGCGCUCCCAAUCGCAGGACCCCAUGGACCCCAACGGCUGGCAGUUUGUCGGUCCUCUUCAGGGUGUGCCUGACCAUUGGGCUAUUGAUGCUACCGUCUUCGUGCACAAGCAGCAGCUGUACUGCUGCUACUCGGGCUGGCCUCUCGGCGACAACUCGGACACGGAGCAGGACCUGUUCUUGGUCCAGCUUGCGUCGCCCGAGCAAGCGAUUCCGGAUACGCUUGUCACGAUUUCGAAGCCUACGGAGAAGUGGGAGCGCCCUGACGGUGGUAAGCGCGGUAUCAACGAGGGUCCGACGUUUGUGCAGUUCUCCGACGUCACGGGUAUCGUGUACAGUGCGCAUGGUAGCUGGACUUGCGACUACAAGCUGGGCCUGCUUCAGCUGGUGGGUGACAACCCACUGGACCCGCAGUCGUGGAAAAAGCGCUCGUCCCCGCUGCUUAUGAGCGACCGCAGCAAGGGUGGUCCUUAUGGCCCUGGUCACGCUUCGUUCGUGCCGACGCAGGACGGCCGCGUUCUUUGUGUCUUCCACUGCACGUCCAACGUGGACGACGGCUGGGACAACCGCAAGGCGCGCGUCAUGUGCCUGAAUGCCACUGACUUCCACCCGUCGGCGGACUGCUGCUGCUGUGCUACUGGCGAAUCGAAGGGCGACCGUCCGGGCGGCUUCCUGGGCAAAGCCAUCAACAAGCUGAAGGACCUUUAA
Molecule: messenger RNA, 996 nt
Organism: Malassezia pachydermatis
Lineage: Eukaryota; Fungi; Basidiomycota; Malasseziomycetes; Malasseziales; Malasseziaceae
Product: glycoside hydrolase family 43 protein
Exons: 1
Coding region: 1-996 (331 amino acids)
Biological process (GO): carbohydrate metabolic process
Molecular function (GO): hydrolase activity, hydrolyzing O-glycosyl compounds
Source: RefSeq, a predicted model, not a curated record